Sclerotinia borealis F-4128 is the source of this 207-nucleotide messenger RNA. The record is from the annotation of a GenBank genome assembly. Lineage: Eukaryota; Fungi; Ascomycota; Leotiomycetes; Helotiales; Sclerotiniaceae.
AUGAGCCAAAUAGUAGUCAGAUCAAUCAAAGUACACCACAGCGAAAAAGGCAAAGACAAUGAGGGUACCAAUGACAUCGUAGAACAGAUGCUCGAUUCGCCAGAUCUCUCAGAGAACGAUAAGAAGGCACCACAAUUAGCUUUGGAAGCAAGGACCCUUGUCGGAGCAGGAACGGAACCAUCGAGCUGUCCGAUACCGAGGAAGUAG